AAGCCAAAUAAUUCUAGAAGGAGGAGGAGGGAGAGGAGAGAACCUGGAGAAGUGCUCAUUCUUCUCUCGUUUCUCGAGGAGCAACAAUGGCGAAUCCGAGCGUCCUUGAAGCCGUCGAGGAGAUCAUGAGGAUCUACCGGUCUCUUCCGCCGCGGCCCUCCAUCGAGGAAGUGGAGGCCGCUGUGGCCGUCAUCAAGUCCGCGGACGCCGAGGAGGAGGCGAGGAUGAGGGAGAUUGGACGGAUCCAGAAGCCCCCCGACGUCCCCGACGAGCUCUUCCUCGUCCUGCAGGAGGCGAGGAAGAACCAGGCGCUGUUGCAGGGUCGGGAGCAGCGGAGGGACGCCAUGGCCGUGGUGGACUUGGACAGGAGGUUCCAGGUCUUCGAUGAGCUGGUGCAGAGAGCCUCCAAGGUGGUGUCUCCGGAGGAUGGCGGCGAAAGGGGAGCUGAGGAGGUGGGAUUCAAGCCUGGGUUUGAUGUGGCAGGGCCCAGAUUUGGGAGGAGUUUGAGCUUGAUCGGCAAGGAGAAGGAUGGCAAGUUGGGGGGUACCGAUUUCUCCAAUGGGCCGGCUUAUCCCUUCAACUCUGAACUGCCUUCCGCUGCUGGUGACCCAUCUAAGUUGAGCCUAAUCCAAGUGGCAAGCAUAAUUGAGAGUUCAGCAAAGAAUGGAAUUGGAGUUAUUGACCUUCAAGGGAAGUUGUUGGACCAGAUUGAAUGGCUUCCAGUAUCACUUGGAAAACUUCAAGAAGUCACUGAGCUAAACUUGUCUGAGAAUCGAAUCAUCACGCUUCCACCAUCGGUUGGCAGCCUAAAGGCUUUGACAAAGCUUGAUGUGCACUCCAACCAGCUGAGCAGCCUGCCUGACUCAUUUGCAGAACUAUCCAACUUAGUCGAUCUUGAUUUGCAUGCAAACAGACUAAAAUCUCUACCGUCAUCGAUUGGAAAUCUUACGAAUUUAGCCAACCUUGAUAUUAGUUCAAAUGAGUUGUCUAGUCUUCCAGACACUUUAGGCAAUCUCACAAAUUUGCAAAGGUUGAAUGUUGAGACCAAUAAUCUCGAAGAACUUCCUUACACGAUUGGAUCAUGCACUGCACUGGUUGAGCUGCGGGUGGAUUUCAAUCAGCUGAAAGCACUACCUGAAGCAGUCGGAAAGCUCGAAAACAUGGAAAUCCUCACAUUACACUACAAUAGAGUAAAAUCCUUGCCUACGACUAUGGCUUCACUGACUAAACUAAAAGAGCUUGACGUGAGCUUCAAUGAGCUCGAGUCUAUUCCCGAGAGCCUAUGCUUUGCCACUAGUCUAGUAAAGUUGGAUGUUGGAAGAAACUUUGCAGAUUUGAGGGCAUUACCAAGAUCAAUUGGGAACCUAGAGAUGCUGGAAGAAUUAGACAUAAGCAGCAACCAGAUAAGAGUGUUGCCCGACUCCUUCAGGCUUUUGUCAAAGCUGAGAGUGUUCAAUGCAGACGAGACUCCACUGGAGAUACCACCAAGAAAUGUCGUAAAGCUGGGAGCACAGGCUGUGGUGCAGUACAUGGCUGAUUUGGUCGAGGGGAAGACUAACAGCAUCCAACAGACUGAACCAGUUAGGCAGAGACGUGGCCUAUGUUUUUGUCUGUGCUCGCUGUUCCAAUCUCGGAAGAAGAGUGGCAAGGAAAGCACAGUCUCGUGAGGGCAAAAUUCCACAUUCAGAAACUUGGAUUCUGAAACUGUUUUCUCAAAUUUGAUAUCUGGAUUGGAUCUUUGAGCUUUCAUGUUAUUAUAUAGUUGGAUUCAUCUCUACAGCUCAGGAACAUUUUCUGGAUGGCAUCAGGUUCUCAAAUAUAAUCCAAGAAGAUUGCACAGCCAGGUCAGCCAAAAAUUGUAAAAAAAAUAAAAAAAAAAAAAUACAAGAGAAUGAUUUAAUUGGAUCAAGAUCUGAAUUGAGAGAAACAGGAAGAAGAACAAUAAAAUAAAAAAUAGAGGAUUUGUUAGCUUCCUGUAGGGACUAAGAACAGUGAGUAUUAUUAAUCAUGUAAAGCCAUUAUUUGAUGAUGAACACCUUUAACUUUUCUUUUGGUUGUUGUAUUAUAUAUCCAGACAAUGAGAUUUUUUUUUUUUUUUAAAAUUUGUCUUGGUAGGUCACCAAGAUUCUUAUACAUAUUUUGGAUGGUGGUCAUUGUCAUGUUUUGUCAUCUUGUAAUAAAACAAGUUCUUAUUAAUCUAAUUAUUUCUUUUUAAAUUC
Molecule: messenger RNA, 2219 nt
Organism: Zingiber officinale
Lineage: Eukaryota; Viridiplantae; Streptophyta; Magnoliopsida; Zingiberales; Zingiberaceae
Product: plant intracellular Ras-group-related LRR protein 5-like
Exons: 4
Coding region: 87-1667 (526 amino acids)
Molecular function (GO): protein binding
Source: RefSeq, a predicted model, not a curated record